AUGGUACAUGAUUAUGUAAGAAUAAAUAAAAUUGAAUUGGAACAUGGGUUAUGUGUUGAAGAAUACUAUUCAAAAAGGUCAGGAUUAAGGAUAAUAUUAAACAAAAUAAAUAGUCCGAAAAUAUAUGGAUAUUUUACAUUAUUGACGGAAGCAGAAAAUGAUGAAGGAUUACCUCAUACUUUAGAACAUUUAAUUUUUUUAGGAAGUUAUAAAUAUCCAUAUAAAGGUUUAUUGGAUGCUUUAGCAUAUAAAUGUUUAUCCGAAGGAACAAAUGCAUGGACAAGUAUUGAUCAUACAUGUUAUACAAUUGAAACAGUAGGGAUUGAAGGGUUUAGUAAUAUUUUGCCAAUAUAUUUAGAUUUUAUUUUAAAUCCAACACUAGAAGAUAAUAUGUUUUUAUCAGAAGUUCAUCAUUUUUCAGAAGGAGGUCAUAAUGGUGUUGUAUAUUCUGAAAUGAAAUCUAUUGAAAACGAUUGUGACAAUAUUGCAGAAAGGGCAUUAUUAAAUAAUUUAUAUCCAAAUAAAAAAAGUGGGUAUAGAUUUGAAACUGGUGGUACUUUAGAUGGUUUGAGAAAAACUAAUAAUAAUCGAGUCAAAGAAUAUUUUAAAAAGUUUUAUAAAUUUAAUAAUUUUGCAGCUAUUAUUUUUGGAAAUUUUGAUAAUGAUCAAAUUUUAAAUAUAAUUUAUGAAUUUGAAACAUAUCAUUUAAAUUUACAUCCUGAACAAGCAAGGCAAAAUGAUGACUCGUUAGGUAGCGAAAAAAAAAUAUCUGAAAAAAAAAAUGAUAUAGAUAUGUUUCUUCAAGAUAUUCAAAAUAUAAAUAGACCAUGGAAUAAAAAAGAAAAUGUAGAAAAACGAGAAAAAUCCCAUAUUGUAAAAAAAUAUUAUCCAUGCAAUAAUUUAAAUAAUGGGCAAAUAAGUUUAGCAUGGAGAGGGUGUGUAUGGAAUGAUUUUAAAACUAAGCUAGCUCUUACAUUGAUUGGUAAUUAUUUAACAGAAUUAACUACUUCCCCUAUUAGUAAAAAGUUAUUAGAGGAUAAAGAAAACACCUUUUGUAGUAGUCUCGAUUUUUCAGUUGAAGAUUUAAAAGAAAAUUAUUUUGUAAUAGAUAUUUAUGAUGUUGUCCAUAAGUUUAAAGAACCUAAGAAUGAUGAAAAACGAGAAAUUAAUGAAGUAGAAGAAAAAAAAGAGAGUAAUGAAAAUAAUUCUAAAAUGGAAGUAGUAGGAGAAAUAACAAGAGAAUGUAUUAAAGAAGUAUUUGAUAAUCCAUUAAAUAUGACAAGAUUGAAAAAUAUAAUAGUUCGAUCAUAUUUACAACAUUUAAAAGAUUUAGAAACUAUUCCACAAUAUUUAUUAAUAGAAUUAAUUAUAAAAUAUUUUAUUUAUGGAAAAAGUGUAACUGAUUUAGAGAACUCAUUAAAUUUGAAAAAUAUAUAUUUAACAUUAUUAGAAGAAAAGGAAAUGUAUUGGAAAAAUUUGAUUGAAGUUUAUUUUUUGAAUAAUCCAUAUGUAGAAGUAAGAUGCUAUCCUAGUUACAAAAGAGCAAAAGAAAUCGAGCGUUUUGAAAAAGAAUUAAUAAAAAAAGAACAUGAAAAAUAUGGAGUUGAUAAAUUAAAUGAAAUGGUAAAGCAUAUUAAUGAAAUAAAAGAAGGAGUAAAAAAAAAACCACCUCAAGAUGCUUUAAAUAUUGUUGAUUUUUCAAAAGCAAAAAAUGUAAUAAUUGAUGGAAUCACUGUUUUUAGAAAUUUUGAAUCAGUUGAAAAGAACGCAACAAAAGAAGAUGUAAAAAAUGUUGAAGUUUCAAAAGGUGAACUAUUAAUAAAAAUUGAUGAAGACAUGAAAAAGGUUAUAUUUCCUGUACAGUUAAGUCAAAUUGAAUCCAAUUUUGUUUCUCUAAAUUUGUUAAUCAAUUGUAAUAAUAUUGAUGAUGAAUUAAAAAAAUAUUUACCUUUGUUUAGCUAUUUAAUUUUUGAAACAGAUGUCGAAAUAAACAAUAAAAAUAUAAAAUGUGAAAACUUUUUAGAGGAACUAAUAAAAUAUAGUAUUAGCUAUGAUUGUAAUUAUAGUUUAGGGGGAAAUGCCAAAACAUUUCGAUCUGGAUGUUUAGGAAAUUUAUUAGGUAUUCAAAUUGUUGGAUUAGUAGAAAAUUAUGAAAAAUUAUUUGAUCUACUAUUUUUAUCUAUAUUUAAAAUAAACUUAUCAUUGGAAAGAUUAGAAGUUAUACUCAAAUCAGAGUAUCAAAAUUUAUUACAAAAAAAAACACAACCUAAAACUUUAAUAUUAAAUUUAGAAUAUGUUUUAAGAUAUGUCCAAAAUAGUAAUGCUGGUAUUGUUUCUAUAGGACAACAGGAAUUGAUUUUACAAAAAAUAAAAGACAAAAAUAAUUUACAAGAUCUAUUAUCAAAAUUGAAUAAGCUGAAAAAUCAAUUAUUUAAACUAACGAAUUUUGUAUUAACUAUAGAUGCAAAUUUUUUUAAAAUUAAUAAUAUUUUUUCAUGGUAUGACAGAUGGUUUACUAAUUCAGACAAAAUUAAUUGUCAUGUAAAAUCACCAUAUAUCGACAUUUUUGAUCCUGAAAAAAAUCAAGAGAGUUUUGCAAAAAGUUCAAGUUCUAAAUAUUUGUGUAGCAAAGCUCAGGAAGUUACCUCGUCUCCAAAUAAAAGUUGUACUCAUCAAUCAGAUUGUGACAACACUAGCACAUCUGGAAAAAGCCAAAAAUACAUUUCUAUCGGUACAUGUGUUCAUAAAAAUUUGUUUGAAUAUUUAAAUAUAGUAUUUGAGAAAGAAAAUAAAGAUUUUAAAAAGAAUGUAGCAAAUGAUAAAGUAUACAAUGCAGUAGUAUGUGGGAUAAAAAGUACAGAUGUGUCAUACUUAAAUUUAACAGUAAAAACAGAUGCAGGAUAUAAAUCAAAUGAAUAUCCAUGCUUACUAAUUUUGAGAGAAUUUUUUUCAAUGACAGAAGGUCCAUUAUAUAAUACAAUUCGAGGAGGUGGAUAUGCAUAUGAAUGUGCUUUAAAUUAUAAUCCUAUAUUAGGUGAAAUAACUUUACGUAUUUAUAGAUCUAGUGAUAUUGUAAAUGCUUUGAUAGAGGCUUUAAAAAUUUUAGAACAUUAUUGUGAGCAUGAAAUGAAAGAUGAUGAAUUACAUCUAGCUAAAAAUAGUGCUUACUAUACAAUAUUUAGUAAUCAAGAAGUUGCAGCAGAUAGAGCUUCACAAACUGUUUAUUUAAGUUUAAAAAAUUUAGAUUUAAAUUUUUAUCAGAAUCUGUUGGUAGAUAUUGAAUCUGUUACAUCUAACCAACUUUUAAAAGUUUGUAAAAAAUAUAUUAGUAAAAUUGUGAACUUUAAAAUAGAUCAAAAUAAUGCAAUUUCUGGAUCAACAUUAUCAAUUAUUACAUCAACAGAAAAAGUAGAACAAAUCAAAUCAAGUUUAAAAGAGCAAAUUAAAUUUGGCCUUAUUAAUAAUUUAUCAAUAUCACAGCUUUUCCAUUUAUUACAAACUUAUGAUAUAAAUUCCGCUGUUCAUUUUUCAUCAACUACAAAUAAUUCUAUAGACAAUGAAUUUAAUGAAAACAAAACAGAUGAGGAUUAUUCAACUUCAGAAGUUACAUCUCAAGAUAGUCAAGAAAGUUUUUCACAAGGAAGUCAAUCAUGUUGUUCUUCCUCCCCAUCAGACUUUUCAUUCUGUUCUGAAGAUGAUUCUUAUCCUGGACAAUCCGAUGGAUAA
Plasmodium vinckei vinckei is the source of this 3726-nucleotide messenger RNA. Its product is annotated as insulinase, putative. The record is from RefSeq and is a predicted model, not a curated record. Lineage: Eukaryota; Apicomplexa; Aconoidasida; Haemosporida; Plasmodiidae. Gene Ontology annotation, molecular function: metal ion binding. The coding region runs from base 1 to 3726 and encodes 1241 amino acids. The transcript has a single exon.